AUGGUCAUUUUCAGCACACUCUGGUUUGGCCUGUUAUUCUUUAUUGUCACCACUCAAGCCCUACCAUCACCAUUCAAUUUCUAUGGCCCAGCCCCCUUGCCGUCCGAAGAUCCAUUCUAUAAACCACCACAAGGCUAUGAAUGUUUUGAGCCAGGUACCAUCCUGAAGCAGCGAAAAGUUCCUAGCCCUAUUGUCACUCUGGGUAAGAUUCCCGUGCGAUUGAGUGGCGCUUAUCAUGUCAUGUAUCGCACAUCCGACAAUUUUCGUAACGCAACUGUCGCCGUUACAACAAUUUUAAUACCUGAGAAGCCCGACUACAACAAGCUUCUGUCCUUCCAGGUUGCAGAGGACGCUUCCUCCCCAAACUGUGGUGUUUCUUACGCCAUCCAAAGGGAUCAUCAGACGAAACCCGAGUACGGCACAAUUAUCACUCGAGCUGAACUCUUCUUGAUAAUCGCCGCCCUUAAGAAUGGAUGGGUAGUGACGGCUCCUGAUUUUGAAGGGUUGGAAGGCUCAUGGCUGGCUAAUUACCGUGCCGGGUACGCUGUUCUUGACGCUAUUCGCGCAACACUGGCCUCACAUUGUUUUACCGGCAUAGCGCAAGAUGCUGUUGUCACCAUGUGGGGGUAUUCUGGAGGCAGUCUUGCCUCUGGCUUCGCUGCCGAACUUCAACCAUGCUAUGCUCCAGAACUAAAGAUUGCUGGUGCUGCUCUCGGAGGAACAGUUCCCAAUAUCACUACAGUCGUCCAUGCUACCAACAAGAGUAUGUGGGCUGGUUUGCUUCCUGCCGGUAUUUAUGGAUGGAGCAGAGACUAUCCUUCAGUCGAGACGGCCAUCAAUGUUAUGUUAAAGCCGGAGAGGAGAAAGGAAUUUCUGAAGGUAGCAGACCAGUGCUUUGCCGCCAACCUUGUCGAUUUCGCCUUCGAUGAUAUUUUCGCAUACUUCAAGGACCCGAAUAUCUUCGACAGACCAGAAUACGUGAAAGUCGUUGACGAAAACUCGAUGGGGAAGAGCAUCCCUCGGAUCCCACUCUUCGUCUAUAAAUCCAAAGAAGACGAAGUCAGCCCCGUGGAAGAUACUGAUGACCUAAUCAAGUACUAUUGUGACAACGGCGCUAAUGUCCAUUAUAAUCGCGAUUUGAAGGCAGGGCACCUUCUCCUAGCUCUCUCAGGCGCUCCUAGUGCAAUGAAUUGGCUUGCUGACAGGUUCGAGGGUAAAUCUGUGAGUACGGGAUGCAGAGUGACAGAGGAGCUCAUGAGCUUAGCAGAUCCUCAAGCGUACAGGGUUCUGGGCCUGGCGCUUAUUGGGGAACUCCUGGCAUUGCUGGGCAAGAUUAUUUUGGGCCCUACCAGCCUAGCUUGGUAG
Molecule: messenger RNA, 1365 nt
Organism: Trichophyton rubrum CBS 118892
Lineage: Eukaryota; Fungi; Ascomycota; Eurotiomycetes; Onygenales; Arthrodermataceae
Exons: 1
Coding region: 1-1365 (454 amino acids)
Biological process (GO): lipid catabolic process
Molecular function (GO): triacylglycerol lipase activity
Source: RefSeq, a predicted model, not a curated record